Messenger RNA from Phytophthora sojae, 270 nucleotides. RefSeq lists its product as hypothetical. The record is from RefSeq and is a predicted model, not a curated record. NCBI's taxonomy places the organism in Eukaryota, Oomycota, Peronosporomycetes, Peronosporales, Peronosporaceae. The annotation marks the transcript as partial. The transcript has a single exon.
CGAGCAGCGUCGCGACAAGUCAAUGCCAAGCGCCCAGUGAAAGAGGUGAAACGAGAACGAGCCGAGAUCACAGAGGCACUGUUGAAGAUGCUCCCGGUACUGAAUGGCAAGUCUCUUUGUAUGAAAUAUUUGUCCAGAAUUGGUUGCCCGAGCCGCCGUGAUGGAUGCUUCUCCAAGGAUAGAGGUCAUUUUUGCCCCGACAGUUUGCCGUCGGAGGUUCGAGAUGUGAUUAUUCGCUGCUACGGAGGUUUCAAGCCGGAGUUCGCAAGG